AUGCCGCUGACUAACAAGAACCGUCGGAUCAAUAUCAUAAGAUUGCUCGUCGUCUUCUGCUUUCUUACGAUCGCGCCAGCAGCAGGAAACUGGAGUAACCGAACUCGCCGAAGCAGCCCGAGGGUUCAACACGCGUACUACUCUUAUCCUCAUCACCGUUCAUGCGAAUCUUUCUCUCGUCCUUACGCACGCUCUAUGUGCAUUGAGCUCGAAAGAAUCCACCGAAGCAGUCGACAACCGCUUUUCUCUCCUCCGCCCCCUCCGUCGGAGAUUGACCAAAUGUACGGCGUCGACAAAAGACUCGUCCCUUCUGGCCCAAACCCGCUUCACAACUGA
Messenger RNA from Microthlaspi erraticum, 336 nucleotides. Lineage: Eukaryota; Viridiplantae; Streptophyta; Magnoliopsida; Brassicales; Brassicaceae. The record is from the annotation of a GenBank genome assembly.